Messenger RNA from Trichoderma gamsii, 558 nucleotides. Its product is annotated as 60S ribosomal protein L17. NCBI's taxonomy places the organism in Eukaryota, Fungi, Ascomycota, Sordariomycetes, Hypocreales, Hypocreaceae. The record is from RefSeq and is a predicted model, not a curated record. Gene Ontology annotation, cellular component: ribosome; cytosolic large ribosomal subunit. The coding region runs from base 1 to 558 and encodes 185 amino acids. Gene Ontology annotation, biological process: cytoplasmic translation. Gene Ontology annotation, molecular function: structural constituent of ribosome. The transcript has 4 exons.
AUGGUUCGAUACGCCGCGACCGAGAUCCAGCCCGCGAAGUCGGCCCGCGCCCGCGGUGCCUACCUCCGAGUUUCCUUCAAGAACACCCGAGAGACCGCUCAGGCCAUCAACGGCUGGAAGCUGCAGCGAGCUGUCCAGUUCCUCGAGAACGUCAAGGAGCACAAGGAGGCUGUCCCCAUGCGACGAUAUGCCGGCAGCACUGGCCGCACCGCCCAAGGCAAGCAGUUCGGUGUCUCCAAGGCUCGAUGGCCCAUCAAGUCCGCCGAGUUCCUGCUCGGUCUCCUGAAGAACGCUGAGGCCAACGCCGACGCUAAGGGCCUCGACACUGGCGCCCUCGUCGUCAAGCACAUCCAGGUCAACCAGGCUCCCAAGCAGCGAAGAAGGACAUACCGUGCCCACGGUCGUAUCAACCCCUACAUGUCCAACCCCUGCCACAUCGAGCUCAUCCUGACCGAGGGUGAGGAGGUCGUCCAGAAGUCCGACGAGGUUGUUGGCCGUGAGCGCCUCACCGCCCGCCAGCGCGCCGUCCGUGCCCGCAAGGCCAUCACCGCCGCAUAA